AUGACUUACGACCACUCCAGCCCCCAGCAGCCAGGCCCCAACGCGCCGCUGCCCUGGGUGCUGCAGAACGCAGACGCGUUUGCUGAGGUGGCAGACAGGCUGCCCGGCCAGCCGCGGCACAAGGUGCUGCUGGGCCUCAACUUUUACGGCUACGAGUAUGUGUACGGCAGCGGCAAGCAGGUGCAGAGCGCCGAGGCUGCGCUGGCGGGGCGGCUGCUGGAGGUGCCGCGCCGCCAUCAGCUGGAGCAGCAGGCGGAUGCCGGCUUGCAGGGGGCAGCCAGUGCCAGCAGCAGCGGCGACGCCGAGGGGGCGUGCGGCGGCGGGGAGGAGGGCCGGGAUGGCAGCCGCACCUGCGCAGCAGCAUCUGGCGGCGGCAAUGCUGGGGCGGGCAGGCUGCGCAUGCAGUGGCUGGAUGAGUCGAGGGAGCACCUGUUCCGGUGGCGAGAGCCCCGGGAUGGCGGCAGCGGCGGCCAGCAGAAGGCAGAGAAGAAGAAGCGGGGCAAGGGGCGGCAGCAUUUGCUGUACUUCCCCACACCGGCGGCGCUGGCCGAGCGGCUGGCGGCGGCCGCGGGGCGCGGCAUGGGGGCGGCGGUGUGGGAGCUGGGGCAGGGUCUGGAGGCCUUCUGUACCCUGCUCUGA
Chlorella variabilis is the source of this 639-nucleotide messenger RNA. RefSeq lists its product as hypothetical. Gene Ontology annotation, cellular component: extracellular region. The transcript is spliced from 3 exons. The record is from RefSeq and is a predicted model, not a curated record. The coding region runs from base 1 to 639 and encodes 212 amino acids. Gene Ontology annotation, molecular function: oligosaccharide binding. NCBI's taxonomy places the organism in Eukaryota, Viridiplantae, Chlorophyta, Trebouxiophyceae, Chlorellales, Chlorellaceae.